UUCUUAGGAACAAAUAUUCGCCAAUACGUCGCAGAAGAGAGUCUCCUGAUCGAAAUGGUCGGAACAAAAAUCGCGGUGGGAAAGGAGGACGCGAUGACAGGAGAGAGCGAGACAGAAGGGAAGAUCGAAGAGAUGACAAAAGAAGAAGAAGUAGGAGUCGGAGCAAAAGCCGAGACCGAUAUUUGGAUCGAGAGCGGGAGCGAGCUAAGGUGA
Strongylus vulgaris is the source of this 213-nucleotide messenger RNA. Lineage: Eukaryota; Metazoa; Nematoda; Chromadorea; Rhabditida; Strongylidae. The record is from the annotation of a GenBank genome assembly.